AUGGCCAACCCGGCUCAAUCCGUUGCUAGCUCCAACGCACCUCAUCCAACACCAUCAGUUCUCGUAGGUGGAUACAGAUCUUCGUCCGUGCAACUCGAAGUCGAACUUGUGGAACGGUUGAACGAGAUAGGACGUUCGAACCUACCAGAGAAAACCCUAUCACGUACGCGAGCGUGCCAAAGCGUGCUCGACAACAUUGUGCUACAAGAUGAGCACUACGGUCGUCUUUUGUCACGAAUUCGAGACGAGUUUAGCACGUAUGUUGACAUGACGAGCCGAAAGAGUCCUAUCAAAUCAACUAACGGCAAAGGAGCGAAGACUUGGUGUGCAUGUGAGCAAGACAUCUUUGGUACUUCGCUCUUAUAA
Molecule: messenger RNA, 366 nt
Organism: Phytophthora infestans T30-4
Lineage: Eukaryota; Oomycota; Peronosporomycetes; Peronosporales; Peronosporaceae
Exons: 4
Coding region: 1-366 (121 amino acids)
Source: RefSeq, a predicted model, not a curated record